Salvelinus fontinalis (brook trout) is the source of this 2523-nucleotide messenger RNA. Its product is annotated as calpain small subunit 1-like. NCBI's taxonomy places the organism in Eukaryota, Metazoa, Chordata, Actinopteri, Salmoniformes, Salmonidae. The transcript has 11 exons. Gene Ontology annotation, molecular function: calcium ion binding. Bases 1493 to 2143 code for a protein of 216 amino acids. The record is from RefSeq and is a predicted model, not a curated record.
GUACUGUCGCCGGAAGCUCUGGACUGGGUACUGUCGCCGGAAGCUCUGGACUAUGGAAGCGCACUGGAAGCCUGAUGCGUGGUGCCGGAACUGGUGGUACCGGGCUGAGGACACGCACCUCAGAGUGAGUGCGGGGAAGAGGCACAGGCCGUACUGGACUGUGGAAGCGCACUGGAGGCCUGAUGCGUGGUGCCGGCACUGGUGGUACCCGGCUGAGGACACGCACCUCAGGGCGAGUGCGAGGAGCAGGAACAGGACGUACUGGACUCUGGAGGCGCACUGGAGAUCUGGAACGUAGAGCUGGCUCAAUGCGUCCAGGCUGGAUGCUGCUUCUAGCCCGGCAAAUGCGAGGAGAGGCGCUCGCCACUUGUACCAAGCGCUCCUGCUUGGUUGUCACUAGUUACCACAGACACAAAGUCAAAAUUAGCCAUAUUGUAAAAAUGUAUGAAAAUAAAUAUGUAUGUUUUGUCUUAAUGUAAGAUUAGGGUUAGGCAUAAUGUUAGCAGUGUGGUUAAGGCUAAGGUUAGGUUUCAAAUCAGAUUAAGAUAAAUUGUAGAAAUAGGCGGGGUUUAGCCAUAUUUAUGACUUUGUGGAUUUGGUAACUAGUGACUACCCUCCUGGUUGCGUCCUUGGCCUGACGUCACCAUGUAGCGGUCUUCCGUGGACACAAAACGGGAGAAAAUAUUUUAACUGGCGAACGACAAUGAACGUUCUUAUCGGACAAAUUCACGCAGUAUAGCUUCUUAUUUUUCGAACGUUUUCAUUAGUUUCAGACAUCAACAUUCCAUGCCCUUUGUAGGUUAGGCAAAUAGGUCUAUAUUCCAAAUGAAAAAAUGCCGUUCUAACUAACAUUUAUUAGCGCAUGAAAUUAUUAUUUUUUUUUUGUUAAACAGGAUCAGAAAAUCACUGAACAUUAGGACUGUCGUGUAGGUUACUUUAUGAAGACACGGACUACUUCUGUGCGUUUAUACUGUUUAACAUUAAGUUAUAAAAGGCUUUUAUUGAACACACAGCUUGCUAAAACAUCCCUAUAGGCUUCCGCCUUCACCUCGUGACCUCCUUGCCUCCUUACGUCACUGCUCAACAUUAACAUUACACCACAAGGCCGAUGUACCCUCAUUACCUCAUUAUGUUAAAUCAGUGUGAAUCAUGCAUAAUAAAAGUGUAGUAAAUGUGUAAUUAAAAGAUUUUUAAAAAGUCUCAUCAUCCGUAAUAUAAUUAUUAGGGAAAUGCCAGUCGUUCUGAUCAUAGCAUUACAGAUUAUAGGACCCAGAGUCAUUGACAACCUGUCUUUCUCUAGGUGCUCCCUAGGCAGGGGUGUGAAGCGCUGAUCACCGAGGUAGAACACGAACAUCUCUGAUGCGUUGUAAAAUAACUUGUAAAGCUGGUUUUUGUACCUGGUAGGAGUGUCAGCACACCAGUCUUUGUCGACUUCAGCAACGCAUUGGUCGCUGCUCCUUUUGUAGAUUUUCACCUGUAGUUCCUCUUCAAGAUGUUUCUGGCCAAAAAACUAAUUGGUGGCAUCCUGGAUGUUGUGAGCAAUGUUGACCCCGGUCAAUUUGUGCCCUCAGAGCCUCCCCCACCACGCAGACCUCUGGCCUACGCUAAGCCGAAAGAGAAUGACGAGGAGACACAGUUCCGCAAGGUGUUCCAGCAACUCGCUGGGGAUGACAUGGAGGUGAGCCCCAAUGAACUGAUGAACAUCCUCAACAGGAUCAUUGGAAAACGUACUGACCUGAAGACUGAUGGCUUUAGCAUCGAGUCAUGCAGGAGCAUGGUGGCUGUCAUGGACAGCGACAGCUCAGGAAAGCUAGGUUUCCAUGAGUUCAAGUUUUUAUGGAACAACAUCAAGAAAUGGCAGUGCAUCUACAUAUCAAAUGACACAGACCGCUCAGGGCUCAUCUCCUCACAAGAGCUUCCCGCUACCUUCAAAGCUGCAGGCUUCCCUCUCAACGACCAGCUCUUCCAGUUGAUGGUCCGCAGGUACAGUGAUGAACAGGGCAACAUGGACUUUGACAACUACAUUGGGUGCCUGGUCAGACUGGACGCUAUGUGUCGAGCUUUCAAGACUCUGGACAAAGAUGAUGAUGGAAUCAUCAAAGUCAACAUCCAGGAGUGGCUUCAGUUGACCAUGUACUCUUAAAACAUCAAGGAAAGCCUACAAAAAUCCUACAUUAAUCUCUUCGUUUAUCUCUCUCUCUCUCUCUCUCUCUCUCUCUCUCUCUCUCUUAAGAUUUUUAUUUCAUAUUACCAUUGUUAUUAUUGUUUACAGACGUUCAUACGUCAUUUAGUCAUGAAUGUUCAUUCAAUUCAUCACUAGAUGGCAGCAUUGCAGCAACACCAGGAAGCACACAUCCACUUUCUGUCCAAUAGGCCAAACUCAACUACUUUUCUAUAUUCCAAAUAUUUUAAAGUUUUGUGUUUUCCUUUUUUCCAGCAACACACUUGGUCAAACAUUCCAUACUGCUAUGUAAUGUAAUAUAUACAUUCUAGUGCUCAAUAAAGGGGCAAUAUGACCUAUUA